CGACUAUCUGGAAAGACGCUCACUCUCAAGGUGGAUCUCACUGACACAAUUGAGAAAGUGAAGACCAAAAUAAAAUCCGUGAAGGAAGGACUUCCAGCCCGCCAGCAAAGACUGAUCUUUGCCGGCAAGCAACUGGAAGACAACCGCACCCUCUCGGACUACAACAUCGCCCGCCAGCAAAGACUGAUCUUUGCCGGCAAGCAACUGGAAGACGACCGCACCCUCUCGGACUACAACAUCGCCUGCCAGCAAAGACUGAUCUUUGCCGGCAAGCAACUGGAAGACGACCGCACCCUCUCGGACUACAACAUCGCCUGGCAGUAAAGACUGAUCUUUGCCGGCAAGCAACUAGAAGACGACCGCACCCUCUUGGACAACAACAUCGCCCGCCAGCUAAGACUGAUCUUUGCUGGCAAGCAACUAGAAGACGACCGCACACUCUUGGACUACAACAUCGCCCGCCAGCAAAGACUGAUCUUUGCCGGCAAGCAACUGGAAGACGACUGCACCCUCUCGGACUACAACAUCGCCUGCCAGCAAAGACUGAUCUUUGCCGGGAAGCAACUGGAAGACGACCGCACCCUCUCGGACUACAACAUCGCCCGCCAGCAAAGACUGAUCUUUGCCGGCAAGCAACUGGAAGACGACCGCACCCUCUCGGACUACAACAUCGCCUGCCAGCAAAGACUGAUCUUUGCCGGCAAGCAACUGGAAGACAACCGCACCCUCUCGGACUACAACAUCGCCCGCCAGCAAAGACUGAUCUUUGCCGGGAAGCAACUGGAAGACGACCGCACCCUCUCGGACUAAAACAUCUCCCGCCAACAAAGACUGAUCUUUGCCGGCAAGCAACUGGAAGAUGACCGCACCCUCUCGGACUCCAACAUCGCCUGCCAGCAAAGACUGAUCUUUGCCGGCAAGCAACUGGAAGACGACCGCACCCUCUCGGACUACAACAUCGCCCGCCAGCAAAGACUGAUCUUUGCCGGCAAGCAACUGGAAGACGACUGCACCCUCUCGGACUACAACAUCUCCCGCCAACAAAGACUGAUCUUUGCCGGCAAGCAACUGGAAGACGACCGCACCCUCUCGGACUACAACAUCGCCCGCCAGCAAAGACUGAUCUUUGCCGGCAAGCAACUGGAAGACGACUGCACCCUCUCGGACUACAACAUCUCCCGCCAACAAAGACUGAUCUUUGCCGGCAAGCAACUGGAAGACGACUGCACCCUCUCGGACUAAAACAUCUCCCGCCAACAAAGACUGAUCUUUGCCGGCAAGCAACUGGAAGACGACCGCACCCUCUCGGACUACAACAUCGCCCGCCAGGAAAGACUGAUCUUUGCCGGCAAGCAACUGGAAGACGACUGCACCCUCUCGGACUACAACAUCGCCCGCCAGGAAAGACUGAUCUUUGCCGGCAAGCAACUGGAAGACGACCGCACCCUCUUGGACUACAACAUCGCCCGCCAGCAAAGACUGAUCUUUGCCGGCAAGCAACUGGAAGACAACCGCACCCUCUCGGACUACAACAUCGCCUGCCAGCAAAGACUGAUCUUUGCCGGCAAGCAACUAGAAGACGACCGCACCCUCUUGGACUACAACAUCGCCCGCCAGCAAAGACUGAUCUUUGCCGGCAAGCAACUGGAAGACGACCGCACCCUCUCGGACUACAACAUCGCCCGCCAGCAAAGACUGAUCUUUGCCGGCAAGCAACUGGAAGACGACCGCACCCUCUCGGACUAAAACAUCUCCCGCCAACAAAGACUGAUCUUUGCCGGCAAGCAACUGGAAGACGACCGCACCCUCUCGGACUACAACAUCGCCCGCCAGGAAAGACUGAUCUUUGCCGGCAAGCAACUGGAAGACGACUGCACCCUCUCGGACUACAACAUCGCCCGCCAGGAAAGACUGAUCUUUGCCGGCAAGCAACUGGAAGACGACCGCACCCUCUCGGACUACAACAUCUCCCGCCAGCAAAGACUGAUCUUUGCCGGCAAGCAACUGGAAGACGACUGCACCUUCUCGGACUACAACAUCGCCCGCCAGGAAAGAUUGAUCUUUGCCGGCAAGCAACUGGAAGACGACCGCACCCUCUCGGACUACAACAUCGCCUGCCAGCAAAGACUGAUCUUUGCCGGCAAGCAACUAGAAGACGACCGCACCCUCUUGGACAACAACAUCGCCCGCCAGCAAAGACUGAUCUUUGCCGGCAAGCAACUGGAAGACGACCGCACACUCUCGGACUACAACAUCCAGAGGGAGUCCACCGUCCACUACAUCCUGCCUCUGCGAGGUGGCAUGCAGGUCUUUGAGAAGGACUUACUCGGGAGGCUCCACCCUUACGAGGUUGAGAUAGGUGACACUGUCGAGAGUUUGAAGGAGAAAAUCCAGGACAUAACGGGGGUUCCUCUCUACGAGCGUACCGGACUGUAACGGCCGGAGCAAGAACGCUUGUCCGACUACGACAUCAGUCAACAGUCUGUGAUUGAUCUUGGAAUGAGUAGCUGUCGGAAAAUGCGGAUCUUCGUGAAGACCCUCACUUGCAGGGUCAUCACCCUCGACGUCAGGGUGGAGAACACUAUUAAGAACCGAGAACAAGUAGGGAUUCCUCUUCACCAGCAGGCACGGACUUUUGGCCAAAGUCUACUGGAGGAUGACAAGUACUUGUUUUCAUACAGGAUCAAGACCGAAGCGACCCUUUAUCUCGUCCUGCGUCAUUUGUGAAGAUCACAAUCGACAUUUCUGCCAGUGGGUGUAUUAGUGUUGUCCCCAUACCGAUAUGUUGGUACUGGUACAGGCACCAAAAGUAUCUUGGAACUUUUCCAUCCAUUUCUACCGCUUGUCCCUAUUGGGUUCGUGGGGGGUGAUGAAGCCUAUCUCAGCUGCAUUCGGGCAAACACAGACAGACAACAUUUACACACUAGGGACCAUUUAGUGUUGCCAAUCAACCUGUCCCCAGGUGCAUGUCUUUGGAGGUGGGAGGAGCCUAUCCUCAGGUGCAUGUCUUUGGAGGUGGGAGGAAGCCGGAAUACCCCAAGGGAACCCAUGCAAAAAUUCCACACAGAAAGAUCCCGAGCCCGGGAUUGAACCCAGGACUAUUCGUAUUGUGAGGCUCAUGCACAAACCCCUGGUCCACCGUGAUGCCCGGUACUUUUCUAAACAAAGGGGACCACAAAAAUUGUCAUUAUUGGCUUUAUUUUAACCCCCCCCCAAAAAAAGCACAGUACAUUAAAGAUGUUUAUUAAUGUAAUUUGAACAAUGAUAACAAGAGCAUGUGUUGUCUGUGUUUUGAUGUAAAGGAGAGGUGGUUUUAUUGUAAAAUAAGUAUGUGUCAAUGAAAGGGAAUUUUAUGACUUUCUUUAAUUUGAAGACAUGCUAUAAUAUGAUUUUAUUGUUAUAUUUAUUGUAUGAUUGUUGUAUCCCUUCAAUUUAGGUAGCCAGGGACUGCAGGCGGAAAUCUGGUGCAGAACAUAUCUGUCUUUGAGCUUCAUGAUUCUGUGCUUUGUGCCUUCAAAUAAAAGUUGGUGCUG
This is a messenger RNA of Nerophis ophidion (straightnose pipefish), 3533 nucleotides long. RefSeq names its product polyubiquitin-C-like. Gene Ontology annotation, molecular function: ubiquitin protein ligase binding; protein tag activity. Gene Ontology annotation, biological process: protein ubiquitination; modification-dependent protein catabolic process. The record is from RefSeq and is a predicted model, not a curated record. Gene Ontology annotation, cellular component: cytoplasm; nucleus. Lineage: Eukaryota; Metazoa; Chordata; Actinopteri; Syngnathiformes; Syngnathidae.